Messenger RNA from Pundamilia nyererei, 1955 nucleotides. RefSeq names its product SHANK-associated RH domain interacting protein (gene sharpin). Gene Ontology annotation, cellular component: LUBAC complex. The transcript is spliced from 9 exons. The record is from RefSeq and is a predicted model, not a curated record. NCBI's taxonomy places the organism in Eukaryota, Metazoa, Chordata, Actinopteri, Cichliformes, Cichlidae. Gene Ontology annotation, molecular function: ubiquitin binding; ubiquitin-protein transferase activity. Bases 285 to 1595 code for a protein of 436 amino acids. Gene Ontology annotation, biological process: protein linear polyubiquitination; proteasome-mediated ubiquitin-dependent protein catabolic process; positive regulation of canonical NF-kappaB signal transduction.
UUUUUAAUCCGAGUGUGUGUUUUAAAUCUUUCUUAUACUGCGCUGUUUUAAAAUUGGAGUCGCUGUUUCUUUACGGAGAAGAUUUACAGUCGUACUCUUCAGCUUCCUGUUUUGUUUUUCUGUCGCUCGGCUUCGGGUAGACAUGGAAGAAUUUGCGAGGCGCGGAGACAGCCAGAGCCUCCCCGUGAUAAAACGCACUCUCUUUAAACACCGGUGGACCUGUUAAACCCCGCAGAAGACACGGGCAGCAGUACCGAGCCUCACCCGUCCGUGGUGUCCGCGACAUGGCUCUCAGCUCGGGCGGCUGGGCUCCACCAGCCCCGAUUCCUGCCUCGUCCCCACAGGCUGCAUGCGGCGGCCCUGCACCUACCGCCUGCUGCAGUACAGUCUUAAUGUCCGUCCGUGUUUCGGUGUGCCAUUCCGGGAUCCGACCGCUGUACCUCCCCGGAGCGGGCAGCGAGGCUCUGCGCCUGCAGCUCAGCAUGGACCCGAGCCGGGCCGGAGAGUUCCGACUGGCUUUACGCGAUACGAGCGGAAACCGCAGUGUGUUUAUCGCAGAGUUUGACCUGCGCUCUGUGCAGUAUGAGGUCAAGUCCUCUCGCUGCCAUGAGAUGCGUCUUGUUGCUCCGCCUCACGACUGCAUCCGCUUCAACUUCCGCUGCGACCGAGAGGCCGAGGAGUGGGCCACCGUGAUGAUGUCUUCACUAAGAGAGGCACACAGAGUUGCAAAUGUGGAUACAUACGAAUCAGACAGCAAACAGAACAACACGGCAGUGGCGAAGGAGCAGUGGAGCUCAGCCUCGCUCCCGCUCAGCGAGGAGCUGUGUUUGGAGCUCACCAGGGCAAUCGAAGCCGGCGACACGCAAGCUGCUUCACAGCACGCGUCCGCGCUGGCUCGACAGAAAGCGGCGCUGACGAUACAGCUGUCGGAAAAAAACUACGCAGAUGGGGAAAUCAGUUUAUCUGUGGUGGUGGAGGAUGUCUCCUCGUCCUGUUGCGUCACAGUGAAAGUGUUUCCCUACAUGACUGUGGCUGCACUCAAGCAACAGGUAUUUCUCGAGUACGGUUUCCAUCCUCGCGUCCAGCGCUGGGUGAUCGGUCAGUGUUUGUGCACCGAGCCGAGGUCAUUAGCUUCCUACGGGGUGCAGAAGGAUGGCGAUACAGCGUACCUAUACUUGAUCUCUGCCCGGCAAGCCCGGAUUACCCGCCAGCUGUUCCAGCAGGACCUGGAGAGUGCCCUACUCACCACACCUCUCCCCCCAGGCAACGGGCCCACCUCCCAGGACUGGAGGGGUUACAACACCCUCCCUUCAAGGCUUCCCCACAACAACCAGGGUACAGGUGGAGGGAGCGACAGACCAGGUGACAUCAAAGAUGUUCUCGACAUUGAGAAGCUGCAGCUGAAUGAUCAUACAAGCAAAGCGAGUAAAACACAGCAGACAGAGUGGGCGUGUCCCUCGUGCACUUUCAUCAACAAGCCAUCUCGUCCCGGCUGCGAGAUCUGCGCUACAGCCAGACCUGACACACAGAGCUUUAUCCAGCAGGAGAAAGGAAGGCGAGAGGAUCGGGGAGAGUCUGGUUUAAGCAGCAGCUGACUGCCCUUCAUCACUGUUCUGUUUUCACUUCUCACUCACUCGCACGCACACAUACAUACACACAGAGUGAGAAGACUAAUUCUGCCACUUACAUGUUGACAAAAUACUUACACGAAGCCUGUCAAGUGCACUGAGAGUCCUCUGACAGCUGGCUGGCUGCUGAAGACGGGGCCGUUUGAAGCGCUGUAGCAUGACGCAGAGCUGCACCCUUCGCUGCUCAGACGAUGAACUGCUGACGCGAAGCUUUGACAGUUUAUAUGGACAUGACCUGACCAUGACAUACAUCUGCAUCGGGCCAGAUCUCCUUGCUAUUUAUUUUCCUGUGUGCGUGCGUGGGUGUUAGUGAGUGUGUGUGUGUGU